Medicago truncatula (barrel medic) is the source of this 1236-nucleotide messenger RNA. RefSeq names its product F-box/kelch-repeat protein At3g23880. The coding region runs from base 1 to 1236 and encodes 411 amino acids. The transcript has a single exon. Lineage: Eukaryota; Viridiplantae; Streptophyta; Magnoliopsida; Fabales; Fabaceae. Gene Ontology annotation, molecular function: protein binding. The record is from RefSeq and is a predicted model, not a curated record.
AUGGAUACUGCUCCGAUUAAGAAGCAACCUCAAUCCAAUGCACUGCAGCCGAUAGGACAGUUCCUUCCGGACGAUCUAAUCGUCGAAAUCUUGUUAUUCCUUGACGUCCAAACCAUCUUUCCCCUCAAAUGUCUUAGCAAGUCAUUAAACUCUCUUAUUUCCGAUCCAGAGUUCGUUAAAAAACACCUUAAAAAUUCCUCUCAAUACCCACACCUCAUUCUCACAGAAAAAAAUUCAGAAUAUGUUAUGAGUAGUGUCAAGACCUUACCGGUUCGUCGUUUGCUGGAGAAUCAGCCGUUUACUUUUUCCGGUGAUCGUCACCGUGGUGGUAUGAAUUCCAAUCGCAUGGAGCUAAUUGGUUCUUGCAACGGAUUGCUAUGCUUUCUGUACAAUACUUUGAAUGGGAGGAAUGGGAGGUAUGUUAGGUACUGGUUUUAUAUAUGGAACCCUGCCACCGGUACAAGAUCUGAACCAUUUGGGACUCGAUUUGACUAUUCCCUUCGUCAGCCUGUAUCAGAAGUUUCAAAUUUCUCUUUUGGUUUUGACAUGUUAACUGGAACUUACAAGGUGGUGGAGUUUCGCGUUGGGGAAAGAAGCUACCCUUCAUCGAAAAUUAAGGUCAGAGUUCUCAGUUUGGAUGAUGAUGAUUGUUGGAGAAAUAUUAACAAUUUCCCUUUAAUUCUUUGGAAUAGUGUCGUGCAUUUGAGUGGCACUGUUUGCUCCUUGGCUGUUGUGGACUAUGCUGAUCCUUCUUAUGAUUACGAGAUUAUUACUCAUGUUAAUCGAUUCGUGAUUGUUUCCCUUGAUCUUUCGACCGAGACAACCAUGCAAUUUUUGUUGCCUUCCGAUUUUGAUGAGGUGCCAUGUUUUCAGCCAACUCUUCAAGUUCUUUCGGACCACAUUUGCUUUUCGCACGAUUUCAAGAGAACUGAAUUUGUUAUUUGGAAAAUGAAUGAGUUUGGAAUUCGAGAGUCUUGGACUCGACUAUUUAGAAUUGGAUACUUUGAUCUUGAAAUGCAUAACCUUCCAAUGGACAAUUACUUGAAUUCUACAUUGUUGAUGCCAUUGUAUCUCUCUAAGAAUGGAUAUACCCUGAUAUUGGAUUAUUAUGGAGAUGAUGAAGCAGUUAUCUAUGAUCAAAGAGAAAAUAGAGCAGAGAGAAUUAGAACUUCUUACAAUCUAUGUCGGUUCUUAUACGUUGAAAGUUUGGUGUCAACUUCGACUCAUUGGAAGUAA